AUGUCAACUUUUUCGAUGUAUUCUCAAGAUGAAUCACAUUCUCAAGAUGUAUUACAACCUCAAAAUAAGCCAUACUCUCAAAUUGUGCUUGAUAAGUAUAGUUCAUGUUAUCUUCAUAUGGAUAAACCACGUUCUCAAGAUGAAUUGCAUCCUCAAGAUAAUUUAUAUUCUCAAGAUGUGCUUAAUAAGUAUAAUGAAUUAUAUACAAAUAAAUUGCAUUUAAAUGAAGCUGAAACUAGCAAAUCUUUAUUACUGACAGUACCUUUAUCUAGUGAUGAAAAUACUAUAAAUACUAG
Racocetra fulgida is the source of this 296-nucleotide messenger RNA. Lineage: Eukaryota; Fungi; Glomeromycota; Glomeromycetes; Diversisporales; Gigasporaceae. The record is from the annotation of a GenBank genome assembly.